Messenger RNA from Morone saxatilis (striped sea-bass), 1914 nucleotides. RefSeq names its product dual specificity protein phosphatase 18-like. NCBI's taxonomy places the organism in Eukaryota, Metazoa, Chordata, Actinopteri, Moronidae. Gene Ontology annotation, biological process: protein dephosphorylation. Gene Ontology annotation, molecular function: MAP kinase tyrosine/serine/threonine phosphatase activity. The record is from RefSeq and is a predicted model, not a curated record. The coding region runs from base 250 to 798 and encodes 182 amino acids. The transcript has a single exon.
GUUUGUUUUGCUUCUAAAUUUAAAAAAAAAUGAACAGAAAAAUGCUAUUAUCGAUCCAAUAUGUCUGCCUUAUGAAAACCCCAUCCAGCUGGGGGCGACAGCGUGCGCGCUCGCACGCACAAAUUUGACCUUCCUGGGUUGCCUUACAACAGACACUAGCAAGUCCCGCGGUGGCUCAACCGGACAACUUACACUUUACAGUUACAGUUUUCGGUUAGACAGCUGUGCUGCAGCAAUAUAUUUAGGUUUAUGCAUCAGUCGGGUCCUGCAGGGCUCUCAGGCCUGUGCCGAGUCACCGACCAUCUCUACCUGAGUAACGGCAGAGCGGCCAAUGAUCCCUCCCAGGUGACCCGGUGCCAGAUAACCUGCAUCGUGAACGUUACUGAGACCAAAAGCAGCUGCCCUCCUCCCCCCGGGGUGGAGGAGUACAUCCACAUCCCCGUCUCUGACUCCCCGGUGUCUCCUCUCCGGGAUCACUUCGACCAGGUUGCAGAUAAAGUCCAGCUCACGGCGGAGCGCGGUGGCCGCACGCUGGUGCACUGCAACGCCGGGGUGAGCCGCUCCGCCGCCCUGUGCAUGGCCUACCUGCUGAAGCACCGCGGUGUGACUCUGCUGGAGGCCCACAGGUGGGUGAAGACCUGUAGACCCAUGGUGAGGCCCAAUAACGGCUUCUGGAAGCAGCUCAUCCGCUAUGAGAUGGAGCUUCAGGGGUGCAACUCUGUCCGAAUGGUUCCCUCCUCCAUGGGACAGAUACCAAACAUUUAUGAGGAGGAGGCCAAGAAUAUGAUGCCACUGUGAGGAAGUCACUGCACUGCUUUAAAGGGAUGUAUGGGCAUUUACUGUGUGGGACAUACAGUGAUAACAUGCUGCAGGCUUCAUGUGCUUCUAGUUUCAGAGAAAGGCUUUCGACAUAAAAAUCAGCCUAUGAAACAAAAGGCAUUGUGAAACAUUAAACCAGUGGGGUUUUUUUUAGCUUGUGGCCCCUUAGAGAAACAGCAGUGUCCAGUUCCACAUUUCUGUGGCUCUUGGCUCCUAUGAGUUCAGUUUUUUCUGUUCUAGGUAUCUCAGAUGGUUUCAGAGAGGUACAAUUAUACAAUAUUUCGCAAUGAAGCACAGAGCAGAGCUUUUUAUAAUAAAUGCGUACUUAUUCUUUUUUCCAACCUUAAUUAUCUCACAACAAUGGAUGGGAUGAUAUGAUAUCGAAUGUAUCGCAAUAAAACACUUUUUAAAAUAAUAAUUGUGACUUGAAAAAGCUGUCUAGCUCGCUAAUGCACAGUCCUAUAUUGAUUUCCUGAUUGAUUUUGAAUUGCCACAAGGGUGAGCCCAAUCUUUCCAGUCAUAUAUAAUAAGCCAUAUUUUUCUGCAUAAUGAGUACUUUUACUUUAUACAUUUAGGGUUCAUUCUGCUGAUACUACUUUGUAGAAUUCUGAAUGCAGGACUUUUUGGUACUUUAAGUAAAGAAUCUGAGUAUCUUACCUCUACCAGUGGUUAUAAGCUUGUAUAGGACGGGCCCUAAAUCAUUACAGCAGCUGUAACAGUGAAAGCAGUCAAUCCAACAUGUUUGAGGCUAGAAAGUAGAAAAAGCUUUUAUUUUAGAAUCAGAACUCAAUUGGUUUAGUACACACACAUUUGUGCAAUCACACAUUUUAAGGACAGCAAGAUACUUUUUUUUAAAUCAACAGCCAUUCCUUACAACAUGGAAUAAAUAUCUGAUAGUUAUUAAGCUAUAUGAUCAUUUAACAUUUUAAAAUGAUACUAAUUCCAUGCUAAUGUCACUCCUGACAUUUUUUAACUAAUUCUGUCGCUUAUGUCACUCGUGAAAAGAACAAUGUGUUGUAAACUAGUUUGCCUAAAAAAAGCUGACUUUUCUUUGCAGAUUCCACAUUUCACAAUAAAAAUAAAUAUAUUUAUAAC